Molecule: messenger RNA, 1350 nt
Organism: Fusarium keratoplasticum
Lineage: Eukaryota; Fungi; Ascomycota; Sordariomycetes; Hypocreales; Nectriaceae
Product: Ethanolamine-phosphate cytidylyltransferase
Exons: 4
Coding region: 1-1350 (449 amino acids)
Biological process (GO): phosphatidylethanolamine biosynthetic process
Cellular component (GO): cytoplasm
Molecular function (GO): ethanolamine-phosphate cytidylyltransferase activity
Source: RefSeq, a predicted model, not a curated record
AUGGCCUCCACUGACCCCACCAACGAUGAACUUCACCUUGAGGGUGACCCCGCGCCUGAGCUGCUUGAGGGUCGUAUCUGGGUCGAUGGCUGCUUUGACUUUUUCCACCACGGCCAUGCUGGUGCCAUCGUCCAGGCUCGUCAGCUGGGUACUGAGCUCUACGCUGGCGUCCACUCGGAUGAGGCCAUCCUCGCCAAUAAGGGUCCCACUGUCAUGAACCUCGAAGAACGUCUCGCGGCCACAGACGCCUGUCGAUGGGUAACCCGCUCUGUUGGCCAUGCGCCCUACGUCACCUCACUCCCCUACAUCACUCACUACGGCUGCAAGUAUGUCGUCCACGGCGACGACAUCACCUCUGAUAGCGAUGGAAACGACUGCUACCGUUUCGUCAAGGAGGCGGGUCGGUUCAAGGUUGUUAAGCGCUCUCCUGGUAUCUCCACCACCGACCUCGUUGGUCGCAUGCUGCUGUGCACCAGGACGCAUUUCAUCAAGUCUCUUGAGAAGAAGCUCGCUGGUGAAGAGGGCAACGGCACCGAAGAGGAACGUAUCGCUGAAGGAAAGGCUAUGCUGGAGCGCAUGCAGCUCUACGCCACUGACGAGUCUGGCAAGGCCCCCGGCGUCGAUGUCUGGCAAUGGAAGGCCUCCAGGGAAGCCAAGGCCGAGGACGGUGAAGAGGAAAAGGGCGUCUUCAACCAGUUGAUCGAGGGACCCGGACCCAAGCCCGGCCAGCGCGUCGUCUACGUCGAUGGCGGAUACGACCUCUUCUCCAGCGGCCACAUCGAGUUUCUCCGAAAGGUGCUUCUCCAGGAGGAGGAGCUCGCGCGAGAGGAGGGCUGGUACUCGGAGCAGGCCGUCAAUGAGCGCAAGGGCAAGGGCGAGGACUAUCCUCCUGCCUAUGUCGUUGUGGGUGUUCAUGAUGACGAGGUCAUCAACCAGUGGAAGGGAGUCAACUAUCCCAUCAUGAACAUUUUCGAGCGCGGUCUCUGCGUUCUCCAGUGCAAGUACAUCAACGCCGUUGUCUUUGGCGCCCCGUUUACCCCCACGGAGAGCUACCUCUGCUCAUUACCGCGCGGCCUCCCAGACGCCGUAUACCACGGUCCCACAGCCUUCAUCCCUCUCACCUACGACCCCUACACGGCGCCCAAGGCCAUGGGCAUCUACCGCGAAGUCGGCGACCACACCUUCGCGCACGUCAACGCCGGCGAGAUUGUCCAGCGCAUCAUGAAGAGCCGCGACAUGUACGAGGCGCGACAGAGGGCCAAGGGCAUGAAGGCCGAAGUCGAGGCGGCGGCACGCGAGCGUGAAAUUCUCGAGGAGGAGCAGCGUCAGAAGGAGGCCGAGAGAGCGUGA